Sclerotinia trifoliorum is the source of this 1680-nucleotide messenger RNA. The record is from the annotation of a GenBank genome assembly. Lineage: Eukaryota; Fungi; Ascomycota; Leotiomycetes; Helotiales; Sclerotiniaceae.
UACAGCCCGGCGAGAUCCACUUUCACUUUCAGUUCUCACCUCAGGAGGAGGAGAACAAGCGUACCUAGUACUUUCAAAGAUCCGUACAAGACCUCUUUCCUAAACCUCCAUUUUGACCUUGAUCUUAAGCUCGAGACUCAAUCUCCACUAUAACCUUUCAUCUCCAGCACCUCUACAACCUUCAUCAAACCAACAGACACCCAUCCACAAACACAAGCCUUCUUUCCAUCCAGACAAUCAAUCGUCAUAAAGCAAACUAACAAAUCAUCUACAAACACCCAGCCCACGAAAUCCAGCACAAUGCCUAGUAUAAAAGAAGAAAGCAUAUCUCCUCCACAAUCUCUUUCGCGUUCCGCUUCUAUUCCUCCUUCCGUAUCUGACUCGAAUUCCGCAGUCUCAGAUUCCCCUUCACUUUCUCCGUCGCCCGACGACGAGCCGGUUUUUAUGAAUGGUUAUCAUGGUUAUGGGAAUGGGCAUGGUGGGCGUCGUAAUCCUGGAUAUCAUCGGAUAGUACUUCCGGAAAGGGAUUCUGGUGAUGGGAGUACGAAUGGGGAUGAUGAUGAUGAUGAUGAGGGUUCUGAGAAUGAUAUCGAAAAUGGAGAUGGAGAUGGAGAUGAGGGUUCCGAGGUCGAUAAUAUGGAUGAGGAUGAAUAUCAGGAUGAGGUUAUAGAAGUAGAGAUGAAUAUUGAGGAAACGCAAGAAGUAGUCGACAUAGCUUCUACCGAGGAAGAAGAGGAAGAGGAGGAGGAGGGGAAUGACUCAGGAUCCACAACCGAAUCUGAAGAAUUUCACCUCCUCGACGAAGAAGGAAAUCCCAUUCCAAAUACCCGCGAAAAUAUCAUGGCUGUUGCAGAGGCGCGCAUAAAAAGAGAUAUGCAAGAUGCCAAUUAUGAAGCUACACCCGAUCCUAGUCCACUCAUCAAGUUUUUUGCUGUCGGAGCUGAUAUGUGCGACUAUUACAUGCUGAAAAUAUGUCCCGAUGCGAACCUUCUAGGAAUAGCCAGAUUGGACAAUUGGAUGUAUUGUGUAGAUGCUGACGUGGAAGAUGUAUGUUGUUAUCAAAACAUCCUACCACUCGACACGCAGCCCCCAGAUUCAGAACCCGAACCUGGAUACAACACGCGUGGAAAAGUCAUCUACGGAAUCCUAUGGGAAGUACACGAGAACACACUGUUCAAACUCCUGAGUAUGGAUAAAACGGAAGAAGACGCGCAACUCGGUAUGGCGAGAGUAGAUGUCAUGAGGUUAGAAUGCGAAAAGGGAUUUGGACCAGCGUUUGCGUUUGGGAUGGGCUGGGGUUUGAAGAGGAGAUUGAGGGAAAUAGGGACAGAAGCUGAUGUGGUUACUUUUACGGGGAAGCCGGGCAGGGUGGGACUAGGUCAGGGGUUUAAUGAGAGGGUUAAUAGGGGGAUUGUGGAGGGGUGUAUGAGGGGGGUGCCGGAUGAGUGGGUCGAGAGUGAUGUGAGGUUGUGGGUGCAGUAUCCGUCUCAGGAGGAGCCGGUUUUGCUUAAGUAGGAUUAUGGUAGAAUAUUAGAUUCUUAGAUUGGUUUGGUUUGAUUUGCUGGUUGUACAUGUGUAGAUUGGGGUGGUGGGUGUGAUUUAGAUUGAGAUUGAGAUUUGUUUUUUUUUUUUCCUUUCUUUCAAUACAAAAGUAAGGGCGAUAUAAUGAUAUGAAUGAAG